Molecule: messenger RNA, 1724 nt
Organism: Pogona vitticeps (central bearded dragon)
Lineage: Eukaryota; Metazoa; Chordata; Lepidosauria; Squamata; Agamidae
Source: RefSeq, a predicted model, not a curated record
AGGGACCUGUUCCAGGCUGCCCAUGCAAACCUCUCUAACAUUGUCAUUCUUUCUGUUACAGCAUUGUCCAAGAUAUAACAGUUGGUACAAAGCGGGGAUCUGACGAACUUUUUUCUGCCUGUGUCACUAACGGACCCUUUAUCAUGAGCAGCAGCUCUGCCUCUGCAGCCAAUGGAAAUGACAGCAAGAAGUUCAAGGGAGACAGCCGGAGCGCCGGGGUGCCCUCGCGGGUGAUUCACAUCCGGAAGUUGCCCAGCGACGUGACGGAGGCCGAGGUCAUCUCCUUGGGGUUGCCGUUCGGCAAGGUCACCAACCUCCUCAUGCUGAAAGGGAAGAACCAGGCCUUCAUUGAGAUGAACACGGAGGAAGCGGCCAACACCAUGGUCAACUACUACACCACCAUCACCCCGGUCCUCCGCGGCCAGGCCAUCUACAUCCAGUUCUCCAACCACAAGGAGCUGAAGACGGACAACUCGCCAAACCAGGCGCGCGCGCAAGCAGCCCUCCAGGCGGUCAACUCGGUCCAGUCGGGUAACCUGACACUCUCCGCUUCUGCCGCGGCGGCAGUGGACGCCAGCAUGGCCAUGGCGGGGCAGAGCCCGGUCCUGAGGAUCAUUGUCGAGAACCUUUUCUAUCCCGUCACCCUGGAUGUCCUGCAUCAGAUAUUCUCCAAGUUUGGCACCGUCCUAAAGAUCAUCACCUUCACCAAGAACAACCAGUUCCAGGCCCUCCUGCAGUACGCCGACCCUGUCAGUGCCCAGCAUGCCAAACUGUCCCUGGACGGGCAGAACAUCUACAACGCCUGCUGCACGCUGCGCAUCGACUUCUCCAAGCUGACCAGCCUCAACGUCAAGUACAACAACGACAAGAGCCGGGACUACACCCGGCCGGACCUGCCCUCGGGCGACAGCCAGCCCUCCCUCGACCAGACCAUGGCCGCCGCCUUCGGAGCCCCAGGCAUCAUCUCCGCCUCUCCCUACACGGGGGCCGGCUUCCCUCCUGCUUUUGCCAUCCCUCAAGCCGCAGGCCUUUCCGUGCCAAACGUUCACGGAGCCCUGGCCCCCUUGGCGAUUCCGUCUGCCGCAGCCGCCGCCGCUGCCGCAGGGCGGAUCGCGCUCCCCGGCCUGGCCGGGGCAGGGAACUCCGUCCUGCUGGUUAGCAAUCUGAACCCGGAGAGAGUUACGCCCCAAUGCCUCUUUAUUCUUUUCGGGGUGUACGGAGAUGUCCAGAGGGUGAAGAUCCUCUUCAACAAGAAGGAGAAUGCUUUGGUCCAGAUGGCCGACGGCAAUCAAGCCCAGCUGGCCAUGAGCCACCUGAACGGGCAGAAGCUGCACGGGAAGCCCAUCCGCAUCACGCUGUCCAAGCACCAGACGGUGCAGCUGCCCCGGGAAGGGCAGGAGGACCAAGGGCUGACCAAGGACUACGGCAACUCCCCGCUGCAUCGCUUCAAGAAGCCCGGCUCCAAGAACUUCCAGAAUAUUUUUCCCCCCUCGGCCACCCUGCACCUCUCAAACAUCCCGCCUUCGAUCGUGGAAGAUGACCUCAAGUUGCUGUUUUCGAGUAAUGGAGCUGUCGUGAAGGGCUUCAAAUUCUUCCAGAGGGACCGCAAGAUGGCCCUCAUCCAGAUGGGCUCGGUGGAGGAAGCCAUCCAAUCCCUGAUUGACCUGCACAACCACGAUCUGGGGGAGAACCACCAUCUCCGCGUCUCCUUCUCCAAGUCCACC